AUGCCAAUUCUGUUGCCUUCCCAUUCCGAUAGCAAACUACUGGCUGUAUCAGAUGUUAGCGAGAAACAGAACGACAAAUAUCUCCGAAGAGCUUAUUCAAAUGCUUUAAAACUUCAAAACAACCAAAUACCGGAUGAGAACACGGAACUCGGAGAAGAUCUUGACGGCGGUGGACUCGUUUUUUCGGAAGAUGAAAACUCUGAUCGUCGAAGUCUAACCUCUGCGAAGUCGGAUUUGGAGAAAACUGAAAUUCCGAGCAGAAGCGAAGGACAUGUUCACGACCCCGAUUCGAAGCCCAGGUUGUCCACAAAAGCCAAGCGGGAUUUUCUCCCAUCCAUUUACGAUGAAGAAUCCGAAGCAUUGGAUUACCAGUUGACAGAGGCAGAUUCUUCAGACUAUCCACAUCAUUACGGAGAGGAGUACAGCUUUUACGAUUACGAGGACUCCGAAAUUUCUGAUGGAUUCGUCGACACACUUUCGACGGAUCUCCGGAAAAUCGAGAAUGCCAAUCUUCAAUAUCAAAUCCCUCUUACGAAUACACGUCGGUUAAUAACGAAGGGAAACGUUAACAGGCAUGCCCCAAUUCAAGCUCCACUCUUGAAGGAUAUUCAAAAACAAGCCCAUGAUUCGUCACGUGAGAUCCAAGCAGCAGAUGAAGAGUCAGAUUUUCAAUCGGCAGCGAUUAGUAAAUUGUAUUUCUUCAAUUUAUUCGAGAAUGCUUCUGAGCUCUCCGAUGUUUCAGAAUAUCUCCGAAGAGCUUAUUCAAAUGCUUUAAAACUUCAAAACAACCAAAUAUCGGAUGAGAACACGGAACUCGAAGAAGAUCUUGACGGCGGUGGGCUCGUUUUUUCGGAAGAUGAAAACUCUGAUCGUCAAAGUCUAACCUCUGCGAAGUCGGAUUUGGAGAAAACUGAAAUUCCGAGCAGAAGCGAAGGACAUGUUCACGACCCCGAUUCGAAGCCCAGGUUGCCCCCAAAAGCCAAGCGGGAUUUUCUCCCAUCCAUUUACGAUGAAGAAUCCGAAGCAUUGGAUUACCAGUUGACAGAGGCAGAUUCUUCAGACUAUCCACAUCAUUACGGAGAGGAGUACAGCUUUUACGAUUACGAGGACUCUGAAAUUUCUGAUGGAUUCGUCGACACACUUUCGACGGAUCUCCGGAAAAUCGAGAAUGCCAAUCUUCAAUAUCAAAUCCCUCUUACGAAUACACGUCGGUUAAUAACGAAGGGAAACGUUAACAGGCAUUCAAAUCCGCAACGAAAUCGCCAACGAAAGCCAAGCUUUCAACGAAAAAAGUUGAUGCUUCCAGCAGUCAAACCGCCUCGGAGAAAGUUCAAGGAAUCCUCAGGCCCAUCGAGAAAGUUCAAGAAUUCCUUGGGUCAAUCAAAAAAAUUGAAAGAUUCCUCACGAUCAAAUUUGAUGGACUUCGUCGCCGAAUUCGUGAAGAAAAAGUUGAAACGCUUGAAAAAGCCUAAAACGUCAACGAAAGUGCCAGAUCCACCAACGAUCGUCACUGACGUACCCUCAGGAAGUCAUGCCAUCAUCAUGAACCUGCUGGCUCGCAAUGAAGAAUUGGGGAGAACUAUAAAUGAAAUCCUUAUCCUAUGCCUCUUGAAAGAGAUGAAGAAUCCCUCUGUUCCAGGAAAGCAUCCAACUCUGGAUCACAUUGAAUCUCGCGAAUUGGUUCACAGUUCGGCAUCCUCUCCACCAGAUUUUGUAGGUGACGUUCUGCGACAAUCGAGAACCGGUGCAAAAGCGUUCCGCUUGGAAUCGAAAACUGCUUUGAAGGAAAAUGUUCUGAACAGGUUGACGCCUUUUUCGAGUGACUCCCAUUAUCAUGGACUCGCCCCGGGGUUCACCAAGGACGAACUGAUGCGGGCGGCACACCUUUUCCCGGGGUACAUAGAUCCACGUGUGCAUCUUUCCGAUUCAUCUCCUGGAGAAGAUCCGACGAAUUUUGCAUCAUUUUCGGGUCCAAUGUGGUCCGCUCAAAAACGCAGGAGCGACUUGAAGGAUGGAUCAAUCUCUUCUGGAGUAUCUGCCAAAGAUCCGCUGUCAUUAUGGAAAUCAAUUCUAUAUAUGAAGCAACACGCGGCGAACAUCUCUUAUAAGCGCCUCAAAGCGAACGAAAAUGGUUCCAUUUCGGAAGAGUGUGAUUCGCCCGGUUGUAUACAAUGCCCCCCUGAAUACCACUAUUGUCGAACAAGAGAGAAUCUUAAAGACGGUGAUUGCUUUUCGACGGCCGAAGACCUACUUCCAGGGUUUGCGAUGGAAUUCCAGAUUGCCCCAAUGGAGAGGAUGAAACAGGGUGCGCUGUCAAUGCUGCGACGGGCAAAAUUUCUGCCACUAACGAAAAGCUGCCGGCAUUUUUGCAACGGAAAGACGACUUGUGCUAGUGGAAGAGACGAGCAUGAUUCCCUGUGUACUAAAGUAGACGAUGGCACAGCACCAUCUAGCGGAUCCCUAGGAGUGAGGUCGAGUGGGUUACUGUACUACAAGUUUCGAGGCGUCUGGAGACUCGUUUGCGAUUCUCCGAGCCUGAAGAAAGAUACUUGGGCUGACAGGCACGGCGAAAUGGAGUAUCAUGCCGGUGGUCCGGAGUGUCAGCGGACUGUACGCAAUUUUCGAUGGAUCUGGAUGGAAAACGGAUGCGAACUGCAAGACAAACGUCAUCAAUAUCAUAUGUUCUUUAAAUUCGACACCAAAAGAGGAGCCGUUCUAGCAGCUGUAUUAUCGAGAAGGGUGUCGAAAAUAAUGAUGCACGGAUUGUUGGCGGACAUGCGGCCUCUGAGCGAUCGAUGA
This is a messenger RNA of Notodromas monacha, 2799 nucleotides long. NCBI's taxonomy places the organism in Eukaryota, Metazoa, Arthropoda, Ostracoda, Podocopida, Cyprididae. The record is from the annotation of a GenBank genome assembly.